AUGAUAGAAUUGGUAUAUUAAUCUAUUUAUUAAAAAUAUGUCUCAAGUUUGUAUGAGAUUGUCACUAACUAAAACUAAGAUCAAAAGUAGAAUUUUGAUUAAGUUUAUAUGCAUGAGAAAUCAUAUAUAGGUAAAGUAUCUGUCAAAGGUAUUUAUAAAGAUAGUGCAUUGACACUUAUUAAAGGAUAUGUAGGAUCAGGAAUUUUAGCAAUGCCAUUUAGUUUUUAUGUUGGAGGUUGGCUUUUAGCAAUAUUUAUCUUUUUAAUAAGUGUUUAUAUGCUGAAGUUAUGCGUUCAUUAUUUAAUAGAAGUAGCUAACGAAGAAAAUAAAGAAAAUUAAGGACUUACAGAAGUGGCUGAAGUAACAUAUGGUGAAAAAGGGAAACAGUAACAAAAGUUAUUUUGAUA
Molecule: messenger RNA, 407 nt
Organism: Paramecium sonneborni
Lineage: Eukaryota; Ciliophora; Oligohymenophorea; Peniculida; Parameciidae
Source: the annotation of a GenBank genome assembly